This is a messenger RNA of Symbiodinium natans, 2550 nucleotides long. Lineage: Eukaryota; Dinophyceae; Suessiales; Symbiodiniaceae. The record is from the annotation of a GenBank genome assembly.
AUGCGGGCCAUGCUUCCUCCGAACUGGGAUGACUUUGCCAACCCGAACGACGCCCGCUGCGCGCGCUUUGUUUGGCUGUUGCUGGCCUUGGCGUUUGUGGGCUACGUCACUUCCGCCACCUGGACUUACAUGAACCGGCUCGCAACCCCUGAAGACGAGGCCAUCUUUGACCAAGAGAUGCAGCUGCCUCCGGUGUGGAUGCGGCUCUGUGAGCUGCGAGCCCUCAGCCUUGCCUUGAACUACUCACUCCUGGACCAUCUCAUUGUAACGGCUCGUCUCAGCUACAUGCUGCCAGAUGGCCGAGAGGAGUACAACGAGAAGAACCUGACGUUGUCCGACUUUCCGCUCUACAAUCUUAGCGAGGACUUCCAGUGCCGGCGCUUCACAGUGAACGAGACAGUGCCAAUGGAAGGAAUCAUGCCGUACAACGUGUUCCAGGUCGGCCUUCACGAGCCGGUCCAUCCCAGGCUUUUGGUGGGCGGUGGGCUGUACAGCACGGGUCUCUUCUUCGGGCCGUCCUUGGCCGCAGACCCGAUGAACGAGUACGCUCGCCAGGAGGAGCACUUGGCCAAGGCCCUUGUGGAUGGCAUUUGGAAACAGCUGAGAGAGGGUGGGCGGCUGAUGCACAUCCAGACCAAGUCAAAGCACGAUAUCCGAGUCAAGCGCAUGGCCUUCGACUGCCAGGCGCCCUUGUUCCUUUGGCAGCCGCCCUCCGCUGAUUUGGGCAUAUCUGCCUUCGGCCGUCGCCUGGGUGCGAAGCCAAGGCGCUGGUGGACCAAAGCGGGCCCUGAUGCCAUCGAGCUCCAGGCAGAUCAUACUUUGGAGAUUUGGCAGAGUGGGUCGGAGCUGAGGCACCUCCGUGUCCAUGACAGCCAAGGUCGCGUCCUUGUCGAGAUGUCAGGGGAGGUGGUGCUGAAUCCAGACAUGACUCAAGCGGAGACGCUGCCUGUGAGGGUCGAAGAUGAGCAAAUGAAGGCAUUUGGCACCUGGUCUCCGCGUUUCAUCUGUCCGAGUUUGGCAUUGCUGUUCCUGCUGUCAGUCACAAGAUGGGCGCUGUCCAUUCAUAUUGAGAGGGCGGCAGAACCAACCCAGAUUCUCUGGUGGAGGUGGGCCAGUGUCGCCACGGUGGGUAACCUGACAGUUAUGCAACAAGCAAUGUGCUUCAUUUACUCGGUGGCAUUGUGCGGGGAAGACGUUUCGCUUGCUGCAUGUUCUUUUGCUGGGAUCUGUGGACUCGUUGCCAUGGCUGUGCCCAUAGCUUGCGGCCUGCCCUUGGCGGAAUUUCAGCUGGGAACCAUCUAUGCAGUCUCAUCGCUGUGGGCCCCCAUCGCACAACUCUGCCUCCGCAGGCAACGGUCGCGAUGGGUAGGGCCGCAUCUCAAGUGGGGUCUUGGGCUAUUGGCUAUCACAUGGGGCUGCCUGACCAUCGUUACCGCAACCUGCCUUGCCUACACCGAGCUGCUGGCCAGUGGCUGGAGUGUCGCAGCAAACAUCCUACUCCCGCUGGUGACGGCACUUAGCGAAGCUGCGUCUGUCGCUUGUGUUUCGCUCCUCUACUCCCGCACAGUGUGGCCUCUGUCGAAGGGAGGCGAUGCUACCACCGCUGGUGACCAGCUGCUUCUUCCCGCCACGGUUCUAGUUCUGACGCCUCAUGGAGUUUGUGAAGCCGCGCGCUUGGUGUCCAUUUUUGCAGGGGCAGUAACCACCGGAAGCUUUCUAUGGAUCCAAACUCUACUGCUGACGUUGCUGGCAAAUGUCCUUGCCCGCUUGGGUUGGACGCGCUGGAUCCUGUUUCACACACUGAAACGGACUGUAGGUGAGCUGUCAGCCUUGAGGCUCAGCACACCCGGUGCAUUCAACAAGCUGCACGACGAAAUCAAGUUCUAUGUUGGCUAUUUUCGCUUUCUGCCAGUCCUUGCCAUAGUGGUGGCACGCGCAUUGAUGUAUGGAGUCAUGUCGCUUGAAAACCCACCUUCCUUUAAUUUGUCUGCCAGCUGGUGCAUCUUGGGACUUAUCUUGAUGGAGGUGCUUGAAGACGUGAUUAUUAGUUGGGAGCUACUGCCCGAGUCUCCUAUUCCGCACGAGAUUUUGCGGGUGCGGGAGUCAGAGGAGUCGUGCAGCAACAAUCCUUGUUGGUUGCUCGCUGUCGAGUACAGGCCAGGCUCGAAGGCACCGGACCCAGAUAUUUGGCGUCUGCGCGAGCUUGAUGCAGGUUCUGCACUUGUUAAGCUUUCCUCAAUUGCGCCCCACAGCGAGGCGGAGGCGGAGGUAAUUCAGAAAUGUGUCUCUCUUGGGGGCCAGCCUCGGACAUCAUGGGCCCUUCUGCGUAGUUGGCUAGGGCAGAAGAGGAGUGUUGUGCCCGCGCCGGCACUGCACGGUUUGAGAGAGCUGCCCUUGGUCGUUCAAUGUGGAGUCGCAGGCAUUCUCUCCCUGAUUGCCGAGAACUUGUUGUGUGUCGUGCUUGGCCCAGGGUUCCUGCGUGGCUUCACACACGCGCCUUGUAUCCGGAUAUCUAGCAUCUUCUGGUGGGACAUUCCCAUGACGUGCUGA